This is a messenger RNA of Prunus armeniaca (apricot), 729 nucleotides long. NCBI's taxonomy places the organism in Eukaryota, Viridiplantae, Streptophyta, Magnoliopsida, Rosales, Rosaceae. The record is from the annotation of a GenBank genome assembly.
AUGGCACUGAGCUCGUUCUCUAUAAAAUUUGGUUCCAUUUCGUGUCCGUACGAAAACCUGAGGAACGGGACGUCUUCGAGACUGAAACUCAAGCAUGCGCUUUUCGCUUUCGCUUCCCCGAAACCCUCGCUUCACAUUUCGGCCGAUUUGACACCGAAAGCGCGCUUCGUCGCUCGGCGAGCCGAAUCGGUAUCGGUUCCGCAGCUCCAGCGGCCUCUAAGUGAGUAUAUGAGCUUACCGGCGAGUCAAUACUCGGUUUUAGAUGCAGAGAGGAUAGAGAGAGUGGAUGAGAAUACAUUCAGGUGCUAUGUGUAUAGGUUCAAGUUCUUUGCAUUUGAGGUUUGCCCUGUUCUUCUUGUUAGAGUCGAAGAGCAGCCCAAUGGCUGUUGCAUUAAGCUCUUGUCCUGCAAGCUUGAAGGCUCACCCAUCGCGGUUGCGCAGAACGACAAGUUUGAUGCUUUUAUGGUGAAUCAAAUAUCGUGCACUAACAACCAAAGCAACUCCUCACUACAGCAACUCAGAUCAGAAACUGUCAUUGAGGUGGGCAUUGAGAUUCCUUUUGCAUUUCGUGCAAUCCCAGCACAAGCUAUUGAAUCAUCCGGGACCCAAGUCCUUGAACAAAUAUUAAGAAUUAUGCUUCCCAGGUUUAUGUCGCAGCUUGUGAGGGAUUAUCGAGCAUGGGCUUCUGGUGAUAGAUCAAGGCAGCCUCUUGGCACUGGUGAGAUAUGA